AUGAAGCUUCUGUCUGCCUCAUUAACUCCUGGUCCUACAAACAUCCUAGGACUGUCAGUAUAGUGCUUGCUAAUUUGUUUUCCUUCUCUGGAGCACGUUCUUUUCCAAGUGCCUGGUGUGAGCCUGAUGACAUCGAGUUUCCUCGGCAGUGCCCUCCGGGGCACCUUCUUCCUCGUUUUUGGUCUCUGGUGGUCUGUGCGAUACCCCCUGAAGUAUCUCAGAUGGAAAGUGAAUGCCGAGAACCAGCCAAGCUAUGGAGUCCAGCGCGCAGAAGUCUUUGAAGGGGCAGUCAAAGCUUUCUUUGCUCUGGCAGGGAUACUGGUGGAGCAGUUUGUUCCCUCUGGUCCCCACAUGACGCUGUACAGCCCCAAGACACACAGCUGGACAGACCUCACCCACUGGCACUACACCACCAUGUACCUCUUCUUCCUCCUCUCUGGCAUCGUGGAUGUCGUCUUGCACUCACCACUGAAGCUGCCGCUUGGCUUGGAUCGGCUCUUGCUGUCUGUGGCUCUCUUCAUGGAAGGCUUGCUCUUCUGUUUCCGUGACUACAGCGAUGCUGCGCUGGACCAGCACCUCCACUCCCUGUUGGCCAUGGCUAUCUUUGCUGGAGCCCUCUGUGCCCUCCUGGAGGUGUUCCUCCGAGACCACAUCAUCCUGGAGUCCCUCAGGACCAGCACCUUCCUUCUGCAGGGCUCCUGGCUCUGGCAGAUUGGGUUUGUGCUGACCCCACCAUGGGGAGGACCAGGCUGGGAUCAGACCGACCGCAGCAAUGUCACAUUCCUCACCAUGUGCUUCUGCUGGCACUACGCGGGUGCCCUCGCCGUCCUGGCAGCCAACGCGGCCACGUCUCGCUGCUGCAAUGAAUCCUGCCAGCUGAAAUUUGGGGACAUCGACGUGGAGCUGGACUGCGGCAUGUGCAUCCGCAAAAGCAAGGGCUCCAGCGGCGCCCUGCUGCCGGAGAGCGGCUUGGAUGACAAGUGA
This is a messenger RNA of Cygnus atratus (black swan), 984 nucleotides long. Its product is annotated as transmembrane protein 45B-like. The transcript has 8 exons. Lineage: Eukaryota; Metazoa; Chordata; Aves; Anseriformes; Anatidae. The record is from RefSeq and is a predicted model, not a curated record.